This is a messenger RNA of Rhododendron vialii, 914 nucleotides long. Its product is annotated as brassinosteroid-responsive RING protein 1. Gene Ontology annotation, molecular function: ubiquitin protein ligase activity. Gene Ontology annotation, biological process: protein ubiquitination. The record is from RefSeq and is a predicted model, not a curated record. The coding region runs from base 304 to 825 and encodes 173 amino acids. NCBI's taxonomy places the organism in Eukaryota, Viridiplantae, Streptophyta, Magnoliopsida, Ericales, Ericaceae. The transcript has a single exon.
UUGGACUACCGACACAUUGCUUCCAAAACACUCAAUAACCUCUCCCUUCAAGUGGAAAUACAGUCAUCUCUUCAGCCAUUGCCUUAACACAAAGUCACAGCCUGUUACCCUAGCCUUCUCCUUCUCCAGCUCCUUGUUUAUAUACAGCCUAUAUAUCCACCUUUUCCGCAGCAGAAUCCGAAGCUUCCCUCCCCCCUUCUCUCUCUCCCUCUCUCUCUCUCUCUCUAGCUCGCUCUAAAACCUCAAUCCUUCCCAGUCUCCCCACCUCUCUCUCUCUCUCUCUCUCUCUCUCUCCCCUCAACCAUGGGGUUUCCCGUGGGCUACACAGAAGUCUUCCUCCCAAACCUCUUCGUGCACAUACUCUCCCUUCUGGGUCUCAUCAGGCUCCUCAUUCUAACCCUCUUCCGCUCCCUGGGCCUCUCCGAUUUCCUCGAACCCGAAUUCUCCUACCAAGACAACAACCCGCCCCGCGCACCCGACUACCCCGCCCCGUCCGCCUCCCUGAUCCGAGAAUUCCUCCCCGUCGUGAAAUUCGACGACGUCGCCGGCGACGGAGACGCGCCGGAGAGCUGCGCCGUGUGCCUGUACGAGUUCGAGGCGAGGGAAGAGAUCAGGUGGUUGACCAACUGCAAGCAUAUUUUCCACCGGGGGUGCGUGGACCGUUGGAUGGACCACGACCAGAAGACGUGUCCGCUGUGUAGGACCCCCUUGGUGCCGCAUAGCAUGCGAUGCGAGUUCAAUCAACGGCUCUGGGCCGCCUGUGAUGCGUCCGGUUUUGCCGGCGAUGGUUUUACCGGCGAUUACAGUUCGAUCUCGGGUUUGUGAAAUUAUAUUUGGAGGUUUUUAGUGGGUUUUUUUCUUAAUUAUAAACAUUGUAAAGUCAAGUUGUUAUAAAAAAAGAGUUUCUGAUCAAA